Messenger RNA from Camelina sativa (false flax), 788 nucleotides. Lineage: Eukaryota; Viridiplantae; Streptophyta; Magnoliopsida; Brassicales; Brassicaceae. The record is from RefSeq and is a predicted model, not a curated record.
AUGGCAGGAAUCAGAAUGACAUCAACAUCUGCUUGUUCCGAGAUAUGUUCAUCGACUGCUCGACAGAUAGGAUCGACUAAGAACUCUGGUUACCAAGAAAAGUUCCCGCGCCAGAAUUGGCCAGUAGGUCUCAUAAGGCGCCGAGAGCACGGAGAAGCUUCUCAGAAGGCAGACGUCGACGGGUCUAAGCUGGUGGACGUGAAGCAAGGAACCAAGACAGUGAGUGAGUACCAUGAAGAGUUCAUUCAGAAGAGCAGGACUCUUGAAGGAGAGUGUCACGAAGAGGAGCUGGCUUGGCUGUUCCAGAAAGGGCUACGCCAGGAGUUGCAGGAAGGGGUUUGUGCAGCGAACUGGGGAUGGAUCCUCUGUUAUGUGUCAGAUGUAGCAAAUGAAGCUGAGAAGAUAGAGGCCAAACUUAAUAGCUCCAAGGGAAAGCUGCCUCCCAUAUUUGAAGAGUCUACAAAUGUCGAUGGGGGCCAAUCCGAGGACGAGGUGGAGAGCAAACUUGCCGAGCCCUAUGAUUCGGAAGACGAUGUCAAGCAAAAUCGAAGUGGCUAGAGUCAGCAUUAAGUAUUGAGUUGCGUGGAUUAUGAUUUGUGUUUUCCUUUUCGUUGGUUUGAUUUGAUUUUGCUGUUUUCAUGUGUUUUGGUGUUUAAUAAAACUGGUUAUGUUAUAAUUCUGAAGUUGCUCAAAACGAACACACAAAGAUCCAAACAAGAGCAAUAACUUCAUUAAAUAAAAUCAAAUGCACAUAUGCAAUGAGUCAUGGAACAUGUUGAUGACAAUAA